Molecule: messenger RNA, 1272 nt
Organism: Oppiella nova
Lineage: Eukaryota; Metazoa; Arthropoda; Arachnida; Sarcoptiformes; Oppiidae
Source: the annotation of a GenBank genome assembly
CCGGUGGUUAUUAAGGGUGUCCUUACGGCGGAAGACUCGCGUUUGGCUGUUAAUGCCGGUGCGGACGCCAUCUUUGUGUCCAAUCAUGGCGGCCGACAGUUGGACGGAUCGCCAGCUACUAUGGAGGCCUUACCGGAAAUCGUGGCGGAGGUGGGCCGGGAGGUCGACGUCUAUCUGGACGGCGGUGUCCGCAGUGGUAGCGAUGUAUUCAAAGCACUAGCUUUAGGGGCAAAGGCUGUGUUUGUGGGCCGACCCGUGUGUUGGGGUCUCGUCUAUAAUGGCUCCGAUGGGGUUAAGGCUGUGUUGGAUAUACUGUACAAAGAAUUGGAUAAUAUUAUGACAAUAGCCGGCUGUCCCACUAUAGGUGCCAUCACACAAUCCCAUACACUGGCCGAUGAAGAUAAUACACCCCUGGUUAAAGUGCUUGUGUUUUACACGCCCUUCAGCAAGAAAGCCAUUGAUUUCAUUAAAUUGAACACAAAGGGCCAAAAGGAGGGCAUUUGGGACAUCAUGGCGCCCAAGGAUGGCACGGUGGACCAGAUCAAAUAUAGGAUCGAGGUCGAUUAUAUACCAUGGGGUAGGAAUACCCGUACUCUUGAGGCUGAUGGUAAACUCAAAUACGACUGCAGCGCUGAAACUGAUACCGAUUGUUUGGGCGAGAGAUUACAUGCAUGCAUCGCGCACAACAAUGGCGUACUGCACCACAAUCACCACGAGUUCUUCAUGAUAUUGUGUACGGCACAACAGGACGACUGGAAAACAAAUCCCCUUGGUAACAUUGCCACGUGCGCCAAGGAUAUCAACGACGAGAUCGAUGAUGGGUUUGGUUUGCGUGAGUGCGCGGCCAAGGAUAGCACCGAUGGGAACCGGUAUAUCGAUGAGGCCAUAUCCGCCACCAACGUUAUUAGCAUUUUCGAGGACAUUACUAACGCGGAUAACGAACCAUUGAUUUACAUCAAUGGCGAACGUAAUGACGCCGCCCGCACUGACCUAAGGACUCAAGUGUGCAGGGCGUUCCCGAGCGACCAAAGACCUGUGGAAGAGUGUAAAGAUGUUAGCGAUGGCAGCGCCACCCUGUACUUCAACUCGGCGGUACUGAUUGUAGCCAUAGUGGGCGUGCUGUACAACGCGUGGCUAUAACGCGCAUGCUACUGCAAUAUUUUCCGAGUGGUAUAAAGUCUAAAAAAAUUUCGUAAUAAACCGGCAUAAAAUUUGUUCAUUUGUUAUCAAAGAUUUUAAUUAUGUUUCAUAAAAUUAUAUGACUAUACAGCG